Molecule: messenger RNA, 1319 nt
Organism: Triticum aestivum (bread wheat)
Lineage: Eukaryota; Viridiplantae; Streptophyta; Magnoliopsida; Poales; Poaceae
Product: origin of replication complex subunit 6
Exons: 9
Coding region: 54-1025 (323 amino acids)
Biological process (GO): DNA replication; DNA replication initiation
Cellular component (GO): nuclear origin of replication recognition complex
Molecular function (GO): DNA binding
Source: RefSeq, a predicted model, not a curated record
GCCCCCGCCCCCGCUCCGCGCCAAUUCCCGCCACCAACCCACCGCCGGCGGCUAUGGACAUGUCGGCGAUCGCCGCCCGCCUCGGCCUCUCCGGCUCCCGCCCCGUCGUGCGCAAGGCCGCCGAGCUCCGACGCCUCUGCGACAUCAACUUCGACUCCUCCGUCCUCGGCAUCGUGAGCAUCCUGCACCGCCCCUCGAAUCACCUCCUCUCCCUCGACCUCUCUGUUGCACGUGUCUCUGAUGCUGGUUUCGCGCAGGGGGAGGUGUGCAAGGCCAUCAUCUGCCUCGAGAUCACCGCGACCAAGUUUCAGGUGAUAUUUGAUCGGUCAGAGGCGGUGCGGAUGAGUGGGAUGUCGGAGAAGGCAUACAUCAGAUCGUUCAACGCACUGCAAAAUGGCCUUGGCGUCAAGACGACAUUGGAUGUGCGUGAAUUGGGCAUCCAGUUUGGCUGUGUCAGGCUGAUACCUUUUGUGCAGAAGGGAUUGGUGCUGUACAAGGAGCGUUUCUUGGCUGCAUUGCCUCCUCCUCGGCGCUCAAGCACAGACUUUGGUCGGCAGGUGUUUACUGCAGCAGCGUUCUAUUUAUGUGCAAAGAGGCAUAAGCUCAAAGUUGACAAACUGAAGCUAAUUGACCUGUGUGGUACAUCUAGCUCUGAAUUUACAACGGUUUUGACAUCUACGGGAGACAUUUGUUUUGAUGUUUUUGGGAUAGCCAAGGAGAAGAAAGACCCAACCUCCAUCAAAGGAAAUAGAAAACUGCUGGAUGUUUUGCCUAGCAAAAGGAAACAUGAGGAUGACAGCGAUCAUUCCGAUGAAUCAUCGGGGGAUGACAAUGAUGAUGAGCUAGAUCUACCAACCCACAAAAGGCACAAGAAGAUGGAGAAACAAGCGUACAAUCAGUGGAAGUCUUCAGUCAUCUCCACCAACAAGCAAACCAAACCAGGAAACAAGCUCAGCUCAACUUCAAGAAGAAACUGCCAGACGCCGCCUUGGAAGUACCACCACCAGCUAACUAAAUUAGCAUGAAAGGAAUGGAGCUAGCCCUUGAUGCAAAAAGGGCACUUCUGGCUCCACCCCUCUCCGUUUUUUUUUUGAAACGGAGGCAAAAGAUUUGCAUCAUAUAUUAAAUGAGGAGGAGAAAGAGUUUGUUACAACACAGUGCCAAGAAACGGCAUGGCAAUUACUCUCGCAAUAAGAAAGACCCUAAAUUUUUCGCCCCGGCUUUAACCUAAAGGUUGGACUCUUCGAUCACAUUGUUUAGCAAGACACGCGGAGGGGCACUCUUGUGUCUAAACACCCUUGCAUUACGCUCAUUCCAGA